AUGGCAGAUACUGUCGUUCGGCUGAUACCGCCUUUGCUGGGCGGGCUGGGAGUGGCUGGAGGAGGAGGCGGAGCCGCCGGCGACGGGGCCGUCGUCGGUCUGGAGCAAGUCGGCUGGGAGUCGUCGGUCUGGAGCAAGUCGGCUGGGAGUCGCUGGAGGAGGAGGAGGAGCCGCCGCGGGCUGGGAGUGGCUGGAGGAGGAGGCGGAGCCGCCGGCGACGGGGCCGUCGUCGGUCUGGAGCAAGUCGGCUGGGAGUCGCUGGAGGAGGAGGAGGAGCCGCCGGCGACGGAGCCGUCGUCGGUGUGGAGCAAGUUGGCUGGGAGUGGCUGGAGGAGGAGGAGGAUGGAACACAUCGACCAGACCAUCUUGGCUGUUGAUAAGCUCCUCGCCCAUCACGACGCGGCCAUCCAUCAAGAGGUGGUCAUCCAAAACGGGUCAGUUGAUUGCGGGAUGAAGCGGGUCGAACAAGCGGACCCAGUCGCCGAGUUUGAGGAGAAAGUUUUGAAGCGCACGGUGGCGAGUUUAGUGAUUUUGUUGGAGGAGGAGCGAGGCCCGAUGGUGGUGGUGGAGGAGGAGGAAGAAGAUGGAUUGAGGAACACGUUCAAGAUCUCUGCCCGUCGUUUGGCGCUUCUAGAUUCCUCUUCAAUCUCUCGGAUUAAGAAGGCUCGUCGACAGAUCGAGGGCGAGAGGGCGACCUUGCGGGGCGAUGUCGAGAGUUGUGGAGGUGGCGGAAAGUAG
This is a messenger RNA of Puccinia graminis f. sp. tritici CRL 75-36-700-3, 738 nucleotides long. RefSeq lists its product as uncharacterized. Lineage: Eukaryota; Fungi; Basidiomycota; Pucciniomycetes; Pucciniales; Pucciniaceae. The record is from RefSeq and is a predicted model, not a curated record. The coding region runs from base 1 to 738 and encodes 245 amino acids. The transcript has 5 exons.